Molecule: messenger RNA, 1473 nt
Organism: Schistocerca gregaria
Lineage: Eukaryota; Metazoa; Arthropoda; Insecta; Orthoptera; Acrididae
Gene: Gclm
Product: glutamate--cysteine ligase regulatory subunit
Exons: 8
Coding region: 427-1227 (266 amino acids)
Biological process (GO): glutathione biosynthetic process
Cellular component (GO): glutamate-cysteine ligase complex
Molecular function (GO): enzyme regulator activity; glutamate-cysteine ligase catalytic subunit binding
Source: RefSeq, a predicted model, not a curated record
GUAUUAACUGUUCGCGAUCUGAAAAUGAUGAUGCAAUUCUUAGGGCUGCGCAUGUAUGACUUUCGCUCUAUACUCGUGAGCAAAACGCUGCCACCAAACCAUGACGCUGCAAUUUCAUCUUCUCAAAAAGCGGUGUUAUAAAUUACGCCCUAUAGAUAGAGUUCGAGUGUUUAAAUGGUCAUAGGAAGCUGCUCAGCGAGGCCACCCGAUGUCUGACUCAAUAAAUAUGCGAAACUAUUAUUCGUUUUCAUUUGUAACAGAAGUCUGUCAGUUCGAAAAAGCGAUUAAUAGGCAUGAUUUCACAUCUCUGGCUCCUCCCCCCUCCGCAACUGUAGUGACAGAUGAAAAGCCACGUGCUAUAUAAACGCUACCCAAAGAAGUUGACUGUAAUGUUUAUAAGGUAGAGGAUUGAUAAGCACGGUGAAAAUGUUGGAUAGUUUAUCACCGAAUGUGAAGAACAUUUAUAUGCACACAGGAAACAUUUUAAAUCUGAAUGAAGUUAAGAAAAAGGCUGGACAAAACCCGACAGAUGAGUUGAUUGAAAGUUUGAAGAUAACAUUAAGCAAAGGAGAUGUCAAAGCUGUAGAAGAGGAUAGUGUAAAGAUUCAGCGACUUGAUGAUGACACGCAAACAGGGAUUACCUCAGAAGAUAGAAAAGGCUUGAAAAUAGGAAUUAAAGUAUUUGUUUCAUCUCCAAAGAAGGAAACCUUAUGUGAAGCUCUGGAAACUAUGUUUCUCGCACUCAAUGUCGAUUUUGUCGACUCCCUUGUGUUGGCAUAUCCUAGCAAGGCAGAAAGUACAACUCUCCUUCCAGAGCUUCAAGAGAUGUGGACAGUAUUAGAAGACUACACAGAACGUCAGAAGCUCUACACUAUAGGAGUCAGUGAUAUAGACACAGACAUUUUUGUGGCACUGCACAACUGGGCAAAGAUUAAGCCUAGCAUAAUACAGAUUAACCUGGCCAGUUGUUGUGUGGUGCCACCUGCAUUGCAAGAAUUCACAAAACAAAAUGACAUUCAGUUGCUAACACACAGUGAUCCAUUUGGAAACUAUGGAGAAGAAAGAGAAAUUCUUCCAAAAUCAUCUUUGAACAGUGUCUUCGACUUUACUGGACAAGGUGAAACAACAUCACUAGAACUUAGUUGGGCAUUGAGGUUCCAAGUGCAUGUCAAGUGCAGAGGUGUCUUAGCAAGUAAAGGUUACGUUGUUUGCAUUCAACGUUCUUAGCAGCAUUUUGUGUACUGAGUACUGGGAAAUGUGGAUUUCUGUGGAGCAGCCUUACACUACUGGCAAGAAUGAAAAAAAAAAAAAACACAUUGUGUUUAAAUUGUAAAAGUGCAUUUAUGUGAUUUAUAUUGUGAUGAAUUUUGUUGUCGCUGAGCUGAAUUGUAAAUUUUAUAUGAAAUAAUUGUAAUAUAUAUUUAUGUUCAAUAAAGACAGCAGAGCUUUUCUCUGAGAGAAUUAAGCAUUUAA